Messenger RNA from Talpa occidentalis (Iberian mole), 1255 nucleotides. It is a transcript of the gene CBLIF, whose product is annotated as cobalamin binding intrinsic factor. Gene Ontology annotation, biological process: cobalamin transport. Lineage: Eukaryota; Metazoa; Chordata; Mammalia; Eulipotyphla; Talpidae. The transcript has 9 exons. The coding region runs from base 1 to 1254 and encodes 417 amino acids. The record is from RefSeq and is a predicted model, not a curated record. Gene Ontology annotation, molecular function: cobalamin binding.
AUGGCCUGCUCCGCCCUCUGCCUCCUGAGCCUGCUCUGGGCUGCCGCGGGGACCAGCGCCCAGACCCAAAGCUCAUGCUCCGUCCCCCCGGCGCAGCAGCCCCUGGUUCACGGCAUCCAGGCGCUCAUGGAGAGCUCUGCGGCCAACGCAGCCUUCCCGAACCCCAGCGUCCUCAUCGCCAUGAACCUGGCUGGAGCCUACAACCUGGACGUCCAGAAGCUCCUGACGCUCGAGCUCAUGGCCAGUGACACAGCCGACCUGACCGUCGGUCAACUCGCCCUCACCAUCAUGGCCCUCACCUCCUCCUGCCGAGACGCUGGGACUCAAGUUAAAAGUCUACGGAGACAAAUGGAGACCUGGGCGCCUUCAAGCCUCAACGCGCCAGCUACAUCCUUCUACGGGCCCAGCCUGGCCAUCUUGGCUCUGUGCCAGCAGAACUCUGAGCUGACCUUGCCAAUAGCAGCCCGCUUCGCCAAGGCCCUCCUGGCCAACGCCUCUCCCUUCAAUGUAGACACAGGAGCAGUGGCGACCUUGGCUCUGACCUGCAUGUACAACAAGAUCCCCGUGGGCUCAGAGGAAGGUUACCGAGUCCUGUUUGGUCAGGCAUUAAAGGCUACUGUGGAGAAUAUCAGCACGAGGAUCAAAGACAAUGGCAUCAUCGGGGAUACCUACAGCACCGGCCUCGCUAUGCAGGCUCUCUCGGUGACCCCUGAGAAACCUAACAAAGAGUGGGACUGCAAAAAGACCAUGGAUAUAAUACUCAACAAGAUUCAGCAGGGGAAAUUUCACAAUCCCAUGGCCAUCGCCCAAAUUCUUCCUUCCCUGAAAAGCAAGACAUACCUAGAUGUGACCCGUGUUUCCUGCAGCCCUGAUCAUGAGGUAAAACCAAUUCAACCCAACCAUCCUAGCCCUGCUCCCACCUCGGCAUCCAACAUCACUGUCACAUACACCAUAAAUAACCAGCUGAGGGGUGUGGACCUGCUCUUCAAUGUGACCAUUGACGUGAGCGUGAGAAGCGGCUCGGUGCUGCUCGUUGUCCUACAAGAAGCAGAGCGCAAAAAUCCCAUUUUCAGAUUUAAAACCACGAUGACAUCUUGGGGUCUUGUUGUUUCAUCCAUUAAUGAUAUUGCUGAAAAUGUUAAUCAUAAGACAUACUGGCAGUUCCUGAGUGGCAAAACACCUUUGAAUGAAGGAGUUGCUGACUACAUCCCCUUCAACCAUGAGCAUGUCACAGCCAACUUCACCCAGUACUAAG